Messenger RNA from Fusarium verticillioides 7600, 3095 nucleotides. RefSeq names its product cyclin B. The record is from RefSeq and is a predicted model, not a curated record. Lineage: Eukaryota; Fungi; Ascomycota; Sordariomycetes; Hypocreales; Nectriaceae. Gene Ontology annotation, cellular component: nucleus; cyclin-dependent protein kinase holoenzyme complex; cytoplasm. Gene Ontology annotation, molecular function: cyclin-dependent protein serine/threonine kinase regulator activity. The transcript has 5 exons. Gene Ontology annotation, biological process: G2/M transition of mitotic cell cycle; regulation of cyclin-dependent protein serine/threonine kinase activity. Bases 735 to 2177 code for a protein of 480 amino acids.
GUUUACCUUGACCUGGCUCUCUCUCUUCUUUUGAUAUUCAAAUUUGUAAAUGUGCCUGUCGUCUCUACCGUCUCUUUUACGUUUAUCCUUGUUCGACCAUCGGCAUAUUGCCAUUCAUCCUACCAUUCUCAUUAUCCCCCGUCGUCUGAUAUCAAGCAUCUCUGCUGAACUGUCCAGCCCUACUCGACAUUUUUCGCACUUAACUAACUACUAAGUCGACUGCACAUCACGCCGCAGUAUUCGAUUCUUUUCGCGUUUCGAUACGUCCUGGGAAAAUAGCAAAGCUAUCGCAUCACCCCUGCUCCUAACGAGCUCCAAUCCUUUUCUUUCGAGUGGGACAUCACGCUUGGGAGCCUGACGUACCUAGAGCAACGAAGAGAAACGCGACUUGUUAGCCGCGUACGGGUACGUACCCACUUUGGUGGAUCUCCACAACUCAUCUUCCUUACCCGCUCGUCAAAACAGUUCUAUCGUCCUCACAACCACAACUGUUCUUGAACAUAAACAUCGUCUCCGCCCAAACUUGCCCAUUGCUCCUGUCCUUUUACCUCUUGUUUACUUCCUCCGCCAACAACUUUCCAUUCCGGCCUGGGUCAUCCUCGACUAACAUACAGCAUCAGUCAUCGCUCCAUCUAUCACGACUCACAACAUUCCUUUCACGGUGUUUUCACCAGGCUUGUCCCAAAGCACUACCCCUUGUCAAUAUUACACCGAUCAACAACUAGAUAGUCAAGAUGCCUCCACAGGUUCGGGCCACUCGUACGCGCCUCGCCGGCAACGAGAACGACGAGAACAGCGGCACGACGCGUCUUACAAGAGCCCAAGCUGCCGCUCUCAAGGUUGAUGAGCUAUCACUGCCUGCUAAGGCUGCCCUGCAAACAAAGAAAUCCACAGUCAACGGUACCGCCGCCAGUAACACGCGGAAACGCGCUGCAUUGGGCGAUGUCAGUAAUGUAGGAAAGGUCGAUGGUGUUGCUGGAAAGAAGGCCAAGGGAUUGGUCUCCAAGGCUGCUCAACCCACCGGUAUCGAGAAAAAGACUGCGCGUCCUACCACAAGAACUGCUCUCGGCUCGAAGCCUACCAACUCCAAGACACAGUCCGGUUCCGGCACCAUUAACAAGCGAAAGGUUGGAACAGAUGCCGCCAGCACCAAGAUAAAAGCUCCCGUCAACGAGAAUGAGCAUCCCUCCAAAAAGCAGCAUCUUAUUUCUGAGGAACGUGAACGAUCAGAGACACCUGUUGAGGCUGAAGUCCAGAAGCCUGAGGUCUCUCUAGACAAGGCAGAGGUACAAGAUGCACCUUUCGAGUACCCUCCUGGCGUCAAGGACUUGGAUAGCGAGGAUCUAGAAGAUCCUCUCAUGGUUGCCGAGUAUGCCAAUGAGAUCUUUGACUACUUGCGCGAUCUUGAGGUCAAGUCGAUUCCCAAUCCUGAAUAUAUGUCUCAUCAGGACGAGCUCGAAUGGAAGACGCGCGGUAUCUUGGUCGACUGGCUCGUUGAGGUUCAUACCCGUUUCCAUCUACUUCCCGAAACCCUAUUCCUCGCCGUCAAUCUUAUCGAUCGCUUCCUAUCAGAAAAGGUGGUUCAGCUUGACCGUCUCCAACUUGUUGGUAUCACUGCCAUGUUCAUCGCUUCCAAAUACGAGGAGGUCCUCUCUCCCCACGUCGAGAACUUCAAGCGCAUUGCCGACGAUGGUUUUACUGAGGCUGAGAUUCUGAGUGCUGAGCGAUUUAUCCUGAGCACUCUCAAUUACGAUCUCAGCUACCCCAACCCGAUGAACUUCCUCCGCCGUGUCUCCAAGGCAGACAAUUACGAUAUCCAGUCUCGAACCAUUGGAAAGUACCUGAUGGAGAUUGGCCUGCUGGAUCAUCGAUUCAUGCCCUACCGACCUAGUCACAUUGCUGCUGCUGCCAUGUAUUUAGCGCGACUGAUGCUUGACCGGGGCGAAUGGGACGAGACUCUUUCUUACUACGCUGGUUACACUGAGGACGAGAUCGAGCAUGUCGUUCAGCUCAUGGUCGACUACCUCGCUCGCCCUGUCACUCAUGAAGCAUUUUUCAAGAAGUAUGCUAGCAAGAAGUUCUUGAAGGCUUCGAUUCUUGCACGCCAAUGGGCAAAGAAGAAUGCUGGCCUAUUCGGCGUCCACGACGUUCAUCUGAGCCUCGAUGAGCUAUCAUAGGCACUUCAAGUCACCACUUUUAUGGCACAUCUUAUUCGAUAUUCUGAAGAACAGGAUACUCGGCUAGCGGUUGGAUUCAGCUACACCGCCGCCUCACGACGUUAAUAGAUCACCGACGCCCUUUGGUAACCUCAUGGGCCAUCAUGAUACCACACAUUCCACUGUCGAUACCUGAGCGAGUAUGCAAUGAAAAGCACUUGCCGUAUUGGUCUGGAUUCAUAUUCUCACUGUCCGAUAUUACGGACAGCAUCUGCACUUUUUUGUUUGCGAUUGUCUGGUUUUUUGCACAUUUCCCGAAGCAUGCUUUUCGUCCUCAUACAUGGCGCAUGGAGUCACUGGCGAAGGAAGUUAAGGGCUUGGUUCGGCUGGUUGGAGUUGGCUGUGCAGACGGCCUAUUCAUGGGGCACUGGACGGGGAGUAAUGGAAGCCGUACGACACGGGCCACGGGGUGGCGGAUGCAAGCUGAGCUUGACAUUUGGCGGUCUAGCAAUGUUUCUCAAUGACUGGAGUAGGAGAACUCGGUACGGCUCUUGUGCAUCUCGGCUACCGUCGUGAAAAGGGCUUGUGAUAGAAAAUUGUACAUAUACCAUGGCCGGAUUACGGAAAGAGCCCAGGAAUGGCAGGAAUGAAGUUUUACAUUUCACGAAUACAUGGACCACAGUGGGUGAUUGUGGCCGGGGCCUCGGAUGGUUACAGUGGGUAAAUCCGCGUGCUAGUUAGCGGCCGCGUGCCUAUGUACGGACGGAUAGAGUUGGAUGUUUACGCAGAACAUGAUUAAUGUCGAAACGGUUGCCGUUGGAGACGGCGUCUAUAAACAUGGAUGGUUUUUGAUGCACUAGCCUUGACUCGGCUUUAACUGUUGGGUCGCGUCACGUCAGGCCCACCAAAUGUCAGAGACACGCUCUUUUAGGCCUGUGG